AUGAAGCACUGUCUUGCAGACCAGGUGAUUAAGAAAAGGAAGCAGCACCUCCAUCAGGAAGGAGGCUUGGAGGCUGUCUUGAAGAAAAGACACUUGGAUUUCCUGGACAUUCUCCUCUGUACCAAGACAGAGAAUGGAGACAGCUUGUCGGACAAGGAGCUGAGGGCUGAGGUAGACACGUUCAUGUUUGAGGGUCAUGAUACCACAGCCAGUGGUAUCUCCUGGCUUUUCUAUGCUCUGGCCAUGAAUCCUGAACACCAGCAGAAAUGCCGGGAGGAGAUCAGGAACCUCCUGAGAGAUGGGAUGGCUAUCAGCUGGGAGCAGCUGAACCAGAUGCCAUAUACCACCAUGUGCAUCAAGGAAUCCCUACGCCUUUAUCCUCCAGUGACAAGCAUCUCUAGGGAGCUCAGCAAGCCCCUCACUUUCCCUGAUGGCCGCUCUUUGCCUUCAGGAACUAUGGUCACUCUCCACAUACACGCUCUUCACCACAAUCCCAUCGUGUGGCCAGAACCAGAGGUAUUCAAUCCUCUCCGGUUCUCCCCAGAGAACUCGAUCUCCCGGCACACCCACUCCUUCCUUCCCUUUUCUGCUGGCACAAGGUGGGUUUUUCUGGAUGACAACCUCUCCCCCCACUUCUCUCUCCAUGCACUUGUGUGUAGGUUACUCCAUACAUGCACCUUUAGUCCUGACUUCUUGCCCGAGCCUAAACCUACAUCAAUUUCUGCUGCCUACAGCUUGCCUCCACCUGGCUUAGUUGUUGGCUCCUCAAUCACAGGCUGCUCCAUGCAGAGCCCAUUUCUUCCCCAUGGCAAUCAGGUAGUACAGUGGUAA
Gracilinanus agilis (Agile Gracile Mouse Opossum) is the source of this 831-nucleotide messenger RNA. RefSeq names its product cytochrome P450 4A5-like. The transcript is spliced from 5 exons. Lineage: Eukaryota; Metazoa; Chordata; Mammalia; Didelphimorphia; Didelphidae. Gene Ontology annotation, molecular function: oxidoreductase activity, acting on paired donors, with incorporation or reduction of molecular oxygen; monooxygenase activity; heme binding. Bases 1 to 831 code for a protein of 276 amino acids. The record is from RefSeq and is a predicted model, not a curated record.